AUGGCCACUCUCCCACCCGGCUGGGAGUGGGAUUAUGACGGAAAUCGGUGGCUGUACCGCUACACGCCCACCGGCCAUGUGCAGUACCAUUUCCCCAGCGCGGGCGACGAGUUUCCCGACUUCAUCGACGCUGCGUCUCCGGCGCCGGACCUCGCGCCCGAGGAGAAGCUCGAGUCGCAGCAGCAGGUGAAGCGGCACACGAGCGUCACCGGAGGCCCCAGCCGGACAGGGCGAGCAGCGGCGAGAGACGAAGAUGGGUGGAGAUUGCGCAUGUCGGCGACGGCGCAGCCCGUGAGUGCGGUCUGGGAGGACGAGUUCGGGGCCGAGGACGACAACGACAACGAUAACGAGGUGGAGGGCGAGGCCGUGUUUCAGCCGGAGAAUUUCAUGUAUCUCGGCCCGGGGACGUAUGUGGAUGUCAGUCCAUUGGUUGAGGAGGAGGAGGAGGCGGCGAGGAGGGCCGUGGUGGGAGCCGAGCAAAGGGGGGGACUGCCGACGGACAGCAAUAGGGGAGUCAGUCCUAUGGUGAGCCAGAACACGACGCCGAUGGUACGCACAAGUGAGGCUGUUGCUCGGACGGAGCCUGGGGCGCGGGAGCAUGGGUUUACGACUGCGAUAAAUGAGAGAGCUUUUGAGCCGCCGCCACCGAUAAUAUCGUACGAGGAGCCGGCAAUGGUGACGCCCAUUGAGGGCUACAUCGUGGGAGAAGCGAGCGCAGUACCCGAAGAAGAAGCACUAAACUACGAAAUGUACGAGCUCCCGGUAGAAACCGCCGUGCCUCUGCAUCUGCAGUUUGAUCCCGUGGGCGUGGUGGCUGAGAUGCCGACGGAGCACACGGCAUCGGCCCGCGUGGAGACACACCCGGAUCCGGUUGAGCUGGCCGGCACCUACAUCAUGGCGCCGGUUGAAAUAGAGCCGCGGCCGGGGUUUGUGGAACUGCCGGCCGAGAUUGACCUGGGCGAGGAUAGUCAACUGAGAGAGGAGAGGUUGACGGAUCAGCAGCGUCUGGAGCUGAGACGGCAGCAAGUGAGACAGCACCAGGAGGAGCGGCAGCGGGAUGUCCAGCAGAGAAAGGAGGAGCGGAAGAAGCGAGAGGCGGAAGAAUUGCAAAGGGAGUUGGAGAUGCAGCAGUCCAACGAAGGGUAUAGCCCGUCCCAGGAGCAAAACAAUGGCGCCCCGCAGCCGUUCAAGAUUGCCAGGAAACCGACGCUCCGAGAGUCCAGCGCCCCAGGCACAGGAGGACUAUCAAGCCUAUGCGCCAGGCCAAGCUGCACAGACGAGCGCGAUACCGGCGCGGAUAAUGAGUCCGGCGCUGCAGCGAGAGGCGUCGCUGAAUAUGAGCAUGAGGCCGGCCACCGCUGCGUCUAA
Messenger RNA from Trichoderma atroviride IMI 206040, 1368 nucleotides. The record is from RefSeq and is a predicted model, not a curated record. NCBI's taxonomy places the organism in Eukaryota, Fungi, Ascomycota, Sordariomycetes, Hypocreales, Hypocreaceae.